Molecule: messenger RNA, 306 nt
Organism: Ilex paraguariensis (yerba mate)
Lineage: Eukaryota; Viridiplantae; Streptophyta; Magnoliopsida; Aquifoliales; Aquifoliaceae
Source: the annotation of a GenBank genome assembly
AUGAUCGAAAAACAACAGCUCAGCGGUGGUGGUGGUGCCAUGGUGGUGUACUACAAUUCGGUGGUCGUGGUGCAGUGGUUUUACAAUCCAGUGGUGGUGGUGGUGUACUACAUUUCAGGUAGCAGUGGCAGUGGCGGUGGUGGUGCUGCGACUGGUGGCGGUGGUGUACAAUUCAGUGGAAGAAGGAAGUCAGAAAAUGACAAAAUAAGCGGUUCUCAAGUCAACCUGGAUUCUGUGAAGGAAUUAAAGGUAAACAGAGGAGGGGGGGGGGGGGGGGGAGAAAGAGGAAAUGGGGCUUGGGACUAA